Messenger RNA from Helianthus annuus (common sunflower), 1301 nucleotides. RefSeq names its product salicylate carboxymethyltransferase. Gene Ontology annotation, molecular function: S-adenosylmethionine-dependent methyltransferase activity. Bases 83 to 1186 code for a protein of 367 amino acids. The transcript has 4 exons. Gene Ontology annotation, biological process: methylation. NCBI's taxonomy places the organism in Eukaryota, Viridiplantae, Streptophyta, Magnoliopsida, Asterales, Asteraceae. The record is from RefSeq and is a predicted model, not a curated record.
GAGGCAUAUUCGAAGGUGUAGCCUGAGUGAGAAAGUAGUACUGUGUAGUUUGGUGGUGUGUGUGUGACAGUGUGAGAAAGGUAUGGACGUCGCUCAGGUGCUUCAUAUGAAUGGUGGUGAUGGAGAUUAUAGCUAUUCAAACAAUUCUCUUCUACAGAGAAAGGUUAUAUCAAUGACAAAACCUAUAAUUGAUGAUGCUUUGGCCGAUCUCUAUUCUGCUAUGAACUUCCCCAAAACCCUAAUCAUGGCGGAUCUUGGAUGUUCAUCUGGACCAAACACAUUAUUAGUGGCAUCCGAGCUCGUCAAGUCAGUUGACAAGAUCCGACAGAAAUUUGGUAACGAUGAAUCACCCGAAAUACAGAUCUACUUGAACGACCUUCCACAUAAUGAUUUCAACACCAUUUUUCUCUCGGUUUCAAAAUUUCAAAAGAAUCUUACAAAUCAAAUGGUGCCCAGCUCUUCUUCACCAUGUUAUGUUUCUGGUGUUCCUGGAUCAUUCUAUACAAGGCUUUUUCUCAGCAAAAGCAUUCAUUUUGUCUACUCUUCCUAUAGUCUCAUGUGGCUUUCCCAGGUUCCUAAAAUGAUUAAUACAAACAAAGGGAACAUAUACAUGUCAACGACAAGCCCACCUAACGUAAUUAAAGCUUACCAUGAGCAAUUUCAAAGAGAUUUUUUGAUGUUUCUCAAGUGUCGUAAGGAGGAGAUGGUGAGCGGAGGGCGCAUGGUUUUGACAAUACUAGGGAGGCAAAGUGAUGAUCCAUGUUCCAAAGAAUGUUGUUAUGUCUGGGACCUCUUAGCAACAUCUCUAAACGAUAUGGUUGCUGAGGGACUUAUAGAUGAAGAGAAACUGGAUUCAUUUAAUAUUCCACAGUACACUCCUAGUCCUAAAGAAGUCUGUAAUGAAGUCGAGAAAGAAGGGUCGUUUGCAAUUAAUCGCCUUAAGGUUUCUGAAGUGGAUUGGGAUGCUUGCACGGACAACAAUGUUAACUCAUUAGAAGAGGAUGCACAAGGAUACAAUAUGGGAAAAUGUAUGAGAGCUGUUGCGGAGCCUUUGAUCUUGAGUUACUUUGGCGAGUCGAUCAUUGAGGAGGUGUUUGAGAGGUACACGAAUAAUAUCAAGAUUUGCAUGUCGAGAGAGAAGGCCAAACUCGUUAAUGUCACUUUGUCAAUGACCCGAAAAGGGUGAUCCUCUUAUGCUUAAGAAACAUGCAAUUGUUCGGAUUGAUUUGCUUAAGAACGUUAGAAUGUAAUAUUUUGCUUUUUAGCAAGGUUUGAAUAAAAUGUUCCAUUUCAAAAUGCUA